Molecule: messenger RNA, 1011 nt
Organism: Suillus fuscotomentosus
Lineage: Eukaryota; Fungi; Basidiomycota; Agaricomycetes; Boletales; Suillaceae
Product: Carboxylesterase family-domain-containing protein
Exons: 8
Coding region: 1-1011 (336 amino acids)
Source: RefSeq, a predicted model, not a curated record
AUGUACCUCUCCCUCCUCAUUUUUGCGGAACGGUUUUCCCUCCAUCAGGACACACUCCUUCCCUUCCAGACCAACCUUGCUGUUUCCCUCUUCCCCAGCCAUGCCUCCAGCACACACUACAUCCACGUUAUCCCGCCCUUCCUGCACCUGGGUCUCGGAGUUCCUGUCAUCUGCCCGAUCGAGACAAUCCACAGGAUCUUCUAUGCCAGUUUGGUGAAUACAACACCUAGCAACAUACCUCAGCCAACGUACAUGCAUGUAGCGCAUCAGACGUCUGGCAUCACGCACAGCAUCCCUAUUGCCUCUCACCCUUACAUUCCACCACCCGAAGUUCACUCUGUGAUCUAUGGGAUUGAAAAGAAUACUUUUCUUGCUUUGGCAGCAUUGGCCACCACGAAUGCGCCCAUCGUUGACUUGGGUUAUGCUCAGUACCAAGGUUCGGUGGAUACAACUACGAAUACCACCAGCUUCCUUGGAAUACGGUAUGCAGCUCCCCCGCUUGAUAACUUGAGAUGGGCAGCUCCGCAGCCUCCACCGACUGUUCCAGGCGUUCAACAAGCUACCACGCAACCAAAUGAAUGUCAUCAAGGACCCCUGGGCAAUGCCUCGACAAAUCCUUUCGAAAGCAUCUCUUUAAGCAAGAGGGAUGUCAGUCAGUCAGAAGAUUGCUUGUUUUUAAGCGAGUUUAGCACACCAUUUGCAAAGGAGAAACAAGGUCAAGCCGACUCGAAGAAAGCAAAGUUCUAUCAGCCGGAGGGUGACCACCUUACCCUUCUGACGGCAAGAAGCAUGCAGCGUGCACAGGAUAUCCGCAAGCAGCCAGUCAUCAUGGACAGGCGCGUCGUCACUACUAUAGAGCCAAAAUGGCUCAUGGAGGUUGCACCUCAGGUUUUCAAAGUCGCCGACGCCAACAAGAUCAGUCAAACGAAGUGCACGCUUGCUGUAAAGUAUUAUGCUGUUGUCGAUCAGCCUGCUGCAAUUUGCUGCCCGGUGUCCAUAGUAGAUCACUGA